GAUACCGUUUACAGCUUUUCGUGGCAGAAGGUCCACGCCCAGCCUUGUUUCUCAGAAGACUUCAGCACUUUCUGGACUGCGCAGGCAACGACGGCCGAGGUGCUCGUCACAUUUGUUCCUUCCCGAGUGGUCUCCAAGCAGCUCCGGCGCGCAUCGUCGGAGAGAUGAACGGUGGGGACUUUUUCCGAGAUGUAGGUUUUCAGCCAGAGGGUGCGAUGCAUCUGCCCAGUUUACAAGUCGUUCGAUUGCCUUCCUGGGGAGGCAUGACACAUGCAACCUCUGCUGCCUCUGCGAUUCAAUCCUCACCGCCGGCGCCUCGGCAGGCGUCGUCAUCUGGCCGCACGACGCCCUUGGUGCAAGCACCGGUGGAAUCAGCCCCUGCACGGGGACAGUCCGACUUCAUGGACAUGGUUCGGGAGUUCAAUGAAGGUCAUGCAGUCCCGAAGACGCGCCCAGUGUCCGAAACGCCUGACCUUCUGCAACAGCACCUUCACAAGGAGCCUUUUCUCACACAGGAACCUGCCACGGAUCCGCGCAGCGAGCUGCUAGCAGCCAUAGCUUCCCGGCCCACAUUGCCAAGCCGAUCCCAGCCCAAGGCCGAGCAAUUGCGGACCAACAUCUUGGAAGACUUGUAA
Messenger RNA from Symbiodinium necroappetens, 635 nucleotides. The record is from the annotation of a GenBank genome assembly. Lineage: Eukaryota; Dinophyceae; Suessiales; Symbiodiniaceae.